UCGUCUGUGUUUUCUCUGUAUAGUUCUCCCUGCUUGUCAUGUUUCCUCGUGUUUCAGGUUUGUAGGUUGGCUCUUAGUUUUUCCCAGUUUAGGUUUGCUUAGUUCUGUUCGUGCUGUCACCGCCUUUUGUUUGUUGUCACCCUCCAUCAAUAAAGCUCACUGACUUCACAGCAGUGUCCGCAUCUUGGGUCCUUUAAUUAAUUCCACAUGCCUGCUGCUGCAGCCGUGACAGAUGCAAGUUUUUCCAUGAGCUUGCUCCGAUGAACAGACUUUCGAGACGAAGACAGUUUACGUUGGGGAGAAUAUUAACCUGACAUGCCCCCGUACGGAUGUAGGAACCUUGUUUUGGAUCAAGCUUGUUUCUGGAGACUUUCCUAAAAUCUUAGGAAGAUCAUUUAGCUCUCAGAGUGCUGAUCAGCGCAUUAGAACUGUAACAGAUCCUGGAAUAUUUGAUCUGUAUAUUACAAAAGCACAGCAGAGUGAUACAGGAGUUUACAUCUGUAUGAAAACAGCAAAUCGAGAACUAACAUUUUUGAAUGGAACCUACUUGAAAGUUGAAGGACCUGAGCCUCCUUUCACUACAACUCCUCCACCUGAUUCUGUCCAUCAGAAACGCACAGUGACUCUUCAGUGUUCAGUCCUCCAUGACUUCCAGAAUAAAACAUGUCCAGAUGACAACGUGUUCUGUUUGAGUGUAGAACCACAUCAGCCUCACCCGGGUUCUAAUUAUACUCAUGUGAAUGGUGGAGAUGAAUAUGAAAGGAACUCAGAGGCACUCUCAACAAAAACAUGUUUCUACAGCUACUUCAGAAACCUCAGCUCCUCUGAUUCACAGACGUAUUCCUGUGCCGUGGCAACAUGUGUAGAGUCAUUUUCUGGAGACAAAACAAAAGGCGAUACUGACGCAGUCAACAAGACUAAUUCAGUGAAGGACUAUGCACUUCUCUAUCUGUUAUGUGUUGCUUUGGCUGUAACCCUGAUUGUUAUAGCCUCUCUAAUCUAUUCAGUCAAGAAGAAUAGCUCAUGUGUGGGUUGCAAUGAUGCAGUCGCUUUACGAACAAAUGUGACAGCAAAAGGAGAUCAGGAAAUUCUGCAGACAGAUGAAGACUCAUUGGUUUAUUCUGUAGUAAUUUUCACUUAUGGAAAAAUGGGAUACAGGAACAAGGACAACAGAACCUGCAGAGGACGAAAACAUCUGUACUGAUUUAAAGGCUCUUGAGGUGGAUUAAUAGCUAGCGACAUUUAACUCUUGCCUUUUAAAUUGUGUUAGAAAUGUACUUAUCCUUCUAGCUACCCUUUUUUCUCGCAUUUUAUUAAUAGUUAUAUAGACAAAAAUAAAUAAUUACAAUGAUAAUUUUUAAUUUGUUUUUCUAAUAGAUGUACAUAGGAUUAAUCCUAUCUAUGAAUGGUUUUUCUGAUGUUGUGAUAUGUUUCUACAUAUUCUUGUAUCUGUAUAUAUUUCUUCAUGGCCCACAUCAAUAUGUUUAUCUCAGUGUAAUGUAUUGAAAGGAAAAGGUGGAAAGAGUAUAUGUAUUACUCCCUUCUUAAUAGACAGACAUAGAAUAGUGUACUUCAAACACCAAAUUUUUUAAUUUCAUGUAAUAUAAUUGUA
Molecule: messenger RNA, 1612 nt
Organism: Oreochromis niloticus (Nile tilapia)
Lineage: Eukaryota; Metazoa; Chordata; Actinopteri; Cichliformes; Cichlidae
Exons: 6
Coding region: 503-1204 (233 amino acids)
Source: RefSeq, a predicted model, not a curated record